UAAUGGCAAACUACACAAGAUUAUGUACAACAAAGAGUAUAGUGACAGUGAAUGGGCAAUUUCCAGGACCUCCCUUAAUUGCUAGAGAAGGAGAUCGAGUCAUAGUGAAGGUCACCAAUCAUGUCUCCAAUAACAUCACCAUUCAUUGGCAUGGAAUAAGACAAAUACAAAGUGCAUGGGCAGAUGGUCCCUCAUAUAUAACUCAAUGCCCAAUUCAAACAAAAAAUAGUUUUGUGUACAAUUUCACCAUUAUUGCACAAAGAGGAACUCUAUUUUGGCAUGCUCACUACUCUUGGCUUAGAGCUUCUGUUCAUGGCCCCAUCAUCAUUCUUCCUCCGCUCAAUGCUUCUUAUCCUUUCCCCAAACCCUACAAGGAAGCCACCAUCUUGCUUGGAGAAUGGCACAAUUCUGAUACUGAGGCAGUCAUUAGCCAGGCUUUACAAACCGGAGGUGCUCCGAAUGUCUCUGACGCCUUCACCGUCAAUGGACUUCCAGGUCCAUUGUACAAUUGCUCAGCAAAAGAUACAUUCAGGCUAAGGGUAAAACCAAAGAAGAGAUAUCUACUCAGAAUUAUCAAUGCUGCACUUGAGCAUGACCUCUUCUUCACCAUAGCUAACCAUAGUCUUACCGUAGUCGAAGCUGAUGCGAGUUACGUUAAGCCUUUCGAAACUGAUUUUUUGCUCCUUUCGGCUGGUCAGACAACAAAUGUCCUCCUUAAAACAAAACCUAUAGCCCCUAAAGAAAAGUUCUUGAUGUUAGCUAGACCUUAUUCGACUUCUCAAGGCCAAAUCGACAAUACAACUGUUGCCGGAAUUCUGGAGUAUGAAACUUUACCGGAUUAUUCUUCCAAAUGCAAAGGACCUGCGUUCAUUAGACCAUCGCUACCUCCUAUCAAUUCGACAAACACUGCUACGAGUUAUACUAGCAGACUCCGCAGAUUGGUCACUGCUCAAUACCCGAUUAAUGUUCCUCAAAAAGUUGACAAGAAAUUUUUCUUCACAAUAGGUCUCGGAACCAACCCAUGCCCGAUAAAUCAGACAUGCCAAGGACCUAAUGGCACGAAAUUUUCAGCCUCUAUUAACAAUAAUUCUUUUGUUUUACCUUCAACAGCAAUUCUUCAAGCCUAUUACUUUAGAAAAUCUAAUGGGGUCUACACAGCUGAUUUUCCAAGACUGCCUCCUAAUCCAUUUAAUUAUACCGGUACACCGCCAAAUAUAACUUAUGUUUCAAAUGGAACAAAAGUUGUGGUGCUUCCCUUUAAUGCUAGUGUGGAGGUCAUCUUGCAGGGUACUAGCAUUUUGAGCAUUGAGAGCCACCCUCUUCAUCUCCAUGGCUAUGAUUUCUUCGUUGUCGGCCAAGGAUUUGGGAACUUUGAUCCUUAUAAAGAUCCCCAAAAUUAUAAUCUCGUUGAUCCUGUUCAACUGAAUACUGUCGGCGUGCCCUCCGGUGGGUGGGUAGCAAUACGCUUUUUCGCUGAUAAUCCAGGAGUAUGGUUUAUGCACUGCCACUUUGACGCUCACACGAGCUGGGGCUUAGAAAUGACAUGGAUUGUCCUUGACGGAAAACUUCCGAAUCAGAAACUGCCUCCACCACCAUGCGAUCUUCCCAGAUGUUAACCAUCAAUAAUGCUGUGUGUGCUACAUAAUCAAGUUUUACCUUUUUUCUUGAUUAAAUUUUUCCUUUGGGAGUAUUCUUUUUAGCUUAUGCAAGGAUCUAUUUGACUGUCCUUUACGUUUUAGGCAUAUUUCUUUAUCUAUAGUUUUCCUAUAUUAGAGCGUACGAGAAGGUUUGGUACGAUCAUUAGGUGCAUUUGUGUUUAUUUGUCCGUAAUGAUCAGAUAUUGAGUUGAAAUCUUUCAUUCAAUUUUAA
This is a messenger RNA of Mercurialis annua (annual mercury), 1869 nucleotides long. RefSeq names its product laccase-2-like. Gene Ontology annotation, biological process: lignin catabolic process. NCBI's taxonomy places the organism in Eukaryota, Viridiplantae, Streptophyta, Magnoliopsida, Malpighiales, Euphorbiaceae. Gene Ontology annotation, cellular component: apoplast. The coding region runs from base 3 to 1616 and encodes 537 amino acids. Gene Ontology annotation, molecular function: hydroquinone:oxygen oxidoreductase activity; copper ion binding. The transcript is spliced from 5 exons. The record is from RefSeq and is a predicted model, not a curated record.